AUGGAGCUACACAGAACCCAGCCUGUGAAGGAGAAUCGUCUUCCCUUUCUAGCAGCUUCUCGCCUCUGGGAAUUCCCUGAGCAAUAUCACCCCUCAAGGCAACAACCGAUUGACCCUCCUUUUGUGGGAAAGGAGGCCCUUUUCAGCCAACUCCAGUCUCAGGAGGAAGCCGGGCCACAGAGUUUCCGUGCAGGAACUAUCCCAUUAGGAGAAACUCCCCGGGAGACACUCUCCCAGCUGAGCAAGGCAACUCAGCAGUGGCUGCGUCCCCAAGAGCACAGCAAGGAGCAGAUUGUGGACCUGGUCAUCCUGGAGCAGUUCCUGUUUGUGCUACCAAUGGACAUGCAGGCUUGGCUGAGAGCCAAAGAACCGAGGAGCAGCAAGGAGGCAGCUCAGCUGGCUGAGGCCUACCUGCAGGAGCAAGAACCUGCCAAGUCUGCUCAGCUGCCAAUUUCCUUUGAAGAUGUGACUGUGACUUUCAGUGAGAAAGAGUGGGCACUUCUAGAAGCCAGAGAAAAGGCUCUUUACUGGGAAACCAUGCAGGACAAUUAUGACAAUGUGGCCUCUCUGGGGUUUUUGAAACCAGAGACUGAUUUGAGGCCACCAGAAGAAAGUAAAAAGGGAGAGACUCUCAAGUUUCAGCUCUCAGAAAAAAGGAUGCAAACAAAAAUCAACUUUUCAGAACCCCUGCAUCUUAAACUUGAGAUGGCAUCAAAACUGAAAAGGAAACCAAGAUCACUCGUCUUUGAUCUCCAGAGCUGUGAAGAAAUGGAAAUCCUAAGUGACAUCUGUUCAGAGAGUAGUCUAGUUAAAGAGAAUCCAAAGAAUAACUCCAAGCACAAAAUCCAAGAGCCAGUGGAGAAAAAAAGCAUAUUCGCUGGCCUGUCAAAAGGGAGCCCCAGGAAACCAAAAGCCAGGGACAGUCAACAGACAACACUGACUUUUGAGGAGAACUUCCUACCUCAGCAAGAGAAGAUGCUUUUUGACACAGGGGAAUCUUUCAAGGGACCACCCCAGGUUGUGGCUGCUCAGAAUAAUGACCCCCAAGAGACCCAUCACAUCUGCACCGAAUGUGGGAAAAGCUGUGGCUCAUUUGCUGCUCUGACAAAGCAUCACAGGGCCCACAAGGUGGAAAAAUGCUACAAGUGUCCAGUCUGUGAAAAGAGGUUCAGUCGGAGCUCUAAUCUCAUCACUCAUCAGAGGAUUCACACGGGCCUGAAGCCAUUCCAGUGCGCUGAUUGUGAGAAAAGUUUCAAUAACAAGUCAACCCUUGUUAAACACCAGAGAACCCACACUGGGGAGAAACCCUAUGUGUGCCUUGAUUGUGGCAAAGGCUUCACGCAGAGCUCCAACCUGAUUAAGCAUCAGAGGAUUCACACCGGGGUGAAGCCCUACAGGUGUCCUGACUGUGACAGAAGCUUCACUCAGAGUUCACAUUUCAUUGACCAUCAGAGAAUCCACACAGGCGAGAGACCUUACAAGUGCCCUGACUGUGGGAAGGGUUUCAGCCUGUGCUCCAGUCUCAUCAUACAUCACAGAAUCCAUACUGGAGAGAAACCAUUCGAAUGUCCUAUCUGCGAAAAAAGUUUCAGCAGCAGAUCAACUCUUAUUAACCACAGACGUAUCCACACUAGAAACAAACCUUAUGAGUGUGUUGACUGAGGGAAGACUUUCACUCAAAACUCCACCAGCCUGAUUGCACACCAGAGAACCAAUACUGGGGAGAAACCCCAUAAAGGUCCUCACUGUGCCAAAUGCUCAAAGCUUAAGCGUUGUCAUCCACCAAAGGACAUACAUGGGAGAGAGGCCAUAUUGGUGUUCCAGCUAUGAGAAAUGCUGCAGU
Molecule: messenger RNA, 1843 nt
Organism: Heteronotia binoei (common prickly gecko)
Lineage: Eukaryota; Metazoa; Chordata; Lepidosauria; Squamata; Gekkonidae
Product: zinc finger protein 383-like
Exons: 5
Coding region: 1-1662 (553 amino acids)
Biological process (GO): regulation of transcription by RNA polymerase II
Molecular function (GO): RNA polymerase II cis-regulatory region sequence-specific DNA binding; DNA-binding transcription factor activity, RNA polymerase II-specific
Source: RefSeq, a predicted model, not a curated record